AUGGAAGAGUUUCGUAGCUCCGCCUCUGUCAGUCUUGAUGCGGAGCUGUACUACGUCAGAGAAGGCGUGGUGAACAAAUACGCGACCAGCUUUAUAGUACCAGUGCCGGCUCAUAUUGCAGACUUGGAGUUCAUGUGGCAGGCCCUUGGCGGUCGACCGCUACCGUACGUGAUGGGUAUAGACUAUGAGAGCCGUGGCGCCAUGCAACCGCCUCAAGUUAAUAUAUCCGAGAGAGGGUUCGUGCCUACUACGCUCCAGACGUUUAGAGUGCGAUUGCCUUGCACGGGUACCAGAAGUGCAGAGAUCUUGGUCACGAUGCAGCUGAACAUAUCAGCACCCGACCGCGCUCAUAAAGACAUCCGGCUACUCUUCAAGAGAAACAAGAUCUGUUUGAAAGGGUUAUCAACGGUGCCACAACCGCGUAACGAAACUGCCCGGCUGGCGGGGGACGCGUCACAAAACUCCGGAGGGGUACUGUUUGCAGCGGGCGGGUGUGCAGCAGCAGCGCUAGCGCUGCUAACUGCUGCUGCCGCAGCCGGCACGCUGUACAAGAGAGGCAGCAAGGCGAGGCAUCACGAUUCGAUACAUACAUCAUAUACAACAGCAGCUUAUGGCAGUCACCAGAACGUCUUACUAAGGCUUGAUACUCUUGGAAGACCGCCAAGUUCUACAGGAUCUUAUGCUACGAUUGCUAGCUUGCACAAGUUUCCGUUUGGUAGCCGACGUUCUCCGUCGCCAUAUGCAACAACACACAUAGGAGAGCACGUCUACGCUAAACCAGAGUCAAGGGUCUCGUAUUACGCCGCCUCUAAUUUAACACACGUUUCACAGCAAACGUUUACCAAAGAUCGAAUUACGGACCCAGCUGAACAGCUACGAUUGCUUACGACUCCUCGAUCAAACAUCCGUUUAGAGAUUUUAGUACACGAGGGAACCUUUGGCAGGGUUUAUAAAGGAGUCUUUAAGAGAGGCGAUACUUAUGAAGAGGUGGUUGUUAAGACUGUUUCAGAUGCGGCGUCAGCCAUGCAAGCAGCGCUAUUAGUAGCCGAAGGAUUGAGGCUGUUUGGUCUAGUUCAUGCUAACGUAUUAACGCCUAUGGCUGCUUGCGCUGAAGAAGCUCGGAAACCGCUUUUAGUAUACUGCUGUCCCUCUCAUUCUUCUAAUCUGAAAAGGUUCCUAACGUCAUGCCGAUUAGGCCAUCAAGCAGCUCCCGCAACUCGAGAACUAGUGGAUUUAGGUGCUCAAGUUGCCUGUGGGCUUGCGUAUUUACAUGUUCAGCGAAUAGUACAUGCUGACAUUGCCGCCAGAAAUUGUGUGGUGGACGAGAAACUAAGGCUGAAGGUGACAGACAAUGGUUUGUCAAGAGAUCUGUUUCCCGAUGACUACCAUUGUUUGGGAGACAAUGAAAAUCGGCCGGUCAAAUGGAUGGCUCCGGAGACGUUGUUACAGAAUCAGUAUACGACAGCGUCUGAUGUUUGGUCGUUAGGAAUUUCUCUAUGGGAAUUAGCGACUCUAGGAGCAUCACCAUUGGCAGAGUUGGACGCUGCUGAUGUGGGGGCGUUUUUGAGUGGAGGAUAUAGACCAUCACAACCACACAACUGUCCCGAUGAACUGUACGGUUUAAUGUCAUGGUGCUGGACCUUAUCGCCUCAAGCUCGGCCCACAGCCCCACAGCUUCUAGCAGCCCUUCACGACUUCAGGCAAGCUCUCAGCACUUAUAUUUAG
Molecule: messenger RNA, 1725 nt
Organism: Arctia plantaginis
Lineage: Eukaryota; Metazoa; Arthropoda; Insecta; Lepidoptera; Erebidae
Source: the annotation of a GenBank genome assembly